Molecule: messenger RNA, 1527 nt
Organism: Penicillium longicatenatum
Lineage: Eukaryota; Fungi; Ascomycota; Eurotiomycetes; Eurotiales; Aspergillaceae
Product: Major facilitator superfamily domain general substrate transporter
Exons: 1
Coding region: 1-1527 (508 amino acids)
Biological process (GO): basic amino acid transport; transmembrane transport
Cellular component (GO): fungal-type vacuole membrane
Molecular function (GO): basic amino acid transmembrane transporter activity
Source: RefSeq, a predicted model, not a curated record
AUGGCUUUAACACCCGAACAAUCGCCUCUGCUUCCUCAGGGAUCGCCCGGUCGUAAGCCCCGGUCGCCCCCUGUACCAAUCCAAGAAGACCCACAAGUAAAGCCUGCCGUGAUCGCCGCGAUAGUCUCCACCUGGAUUGCAACUUUUCUCGCCGCAGCGGAUAGCACCAUCACCUCAACGCUCUCUGCCACCAUCGCCUAUGAAUUUGGGUCCCUGACACUUGUAUCAUGGCUGGGCUCCGGUUACCUCAUUGGACUUACAGCCACACAGCCGCUCAGCGGAAAGCUAAGUGACAUCUUCGGGCGGCGCGUGACCUUCUGCGUCGCGUCGGGCUUGUUCACUAUCGGCAAUCUCAUCUGUGGCUUCUCUCAUUCCAAGAUUGUGCUGAUUGCCGCGCGUGUCAUUACCGGCAUUGGAGGUGGUGGGUGCAUUUCCACCGCGACCUUCAUCGCGUCCGAUAACAUCCCUCUUCAUCGUCGAGGUAUCUGGCAGGGCGUUGGCGCCGUUGUGUAUACCUCUGGUAUGGGCUUAGGGGCUGUGAUUGGCGGUGCAGUCAAUGAUGCUGCGGGCUGGAGAUGGGCAUUCAUUGGUAUCGCGCCGAUAUCACUCGUUGCCGGACUAGGCGUUGCGACAUUUGUGCCAAAUAACAUCAAUGGUCAACAGGAUUUUAGGGAGAUGCUCAGCCGAGUUGACUUUCUCGGUGCUGCGACUUUGGUUUCAUCCCUCGUUUUGUUAAUGCUUGGCCUCAACCACGGAGGAUCCCAGGAAGGGUCGCCUCUAUUUGUCAUUGUCGUUCCUCUUGGCACCAUGCUUCUAUUGACAUUUAUUAUCAUCGAGUAUCGCUGGGCUAAAGAGCCGAUUAUUCCGCUGUCGCUUUUUGGUCGACGGACUGUGGUCGCGGCGUGCUUGACUGCGUGGUUCAUGUCCAUGGCGUUUUACGCGCUCACCUUUUAUAUUCCGCUGUAUCUGCAAAUGCUGGGGCAUUCAACCGGCGAGACAGGUCUUUACCUUCUCCCCGACUCUAUCGGCGCCGGACUGGGGUCUUUCCUCGUGGGCCUGGUUAUUCGGGUAACAGGAGGAUAUGGUGUGUUCAGGUACACCAUGACACUGCUUCUGGUUAUUGCAUCGGUCGGGUUCGUGGUGAUCUCACAAGAAACGCAUUGGAUUCUGCCAGAACUAUAUCUUUUCUGCAAAGGAUUCGGAAUGGGAGGUGGUUUGACUAUGUUAAUUCUCGCUAUACUACAUGCUGUCCCACAUGAGAAACACGCGACGGCCACCUCUGCCUUAUACGCUUUUCGAUCGACGGGGUCCACUGUGGGCUUGUCUGCUGCCAGUGCGAUUUUCAAUUACCGCCUCAAUCAGGCUUCUUUGGUGAAGGGCACUGCUUGUGUUGAAGGGGACGACUGCUAUUUGGAUGCACUUCACCAAGCCUUCAAAUUUGCACUGUGUCUCGCAUGCGCUGGUUUGGUAUCGGCUUUGUUUAUUGGAUGUUCUAGUACUAAAUCUAGACAGGAAGAUGGCGACUAA